GCACCGUAUUUUCAAAGCCGGAAGCAAGGUCACGACCGAACCGGACGUUUACAGUUUAGCAUUCCUACAGCGUUGUAAACUAAUCCUUGUCGAUAUUUGGGUCUUUUUCUAUUGUUGCCUUACAGUCGAAUUCAACAAUGUCCGAAAGAAAAGUCCUAAAUAAAUACUACCCCCCAGAUUUCGAUCCUGCCAAAAUCCCAAAGCUUAAACUCCCUAAAGAUCGACAGUAUGUGGUCAGAUUGAUGGCUCCGUUCAAUAUGAGGUGUAAAACAUGUGGUGAGUACAUCUACAAGGGAAAGAAAUUUAAUGCGCGUAAAGAGACUGUUCAGAAUGAACAUUACAUGGGACUGCCGAUCUUUCGAUUCUACAUUAAAUGCACUCGGUGUCUUGCUGAGAUCACAUUUAAGACUGACCCAGAGAACACAGACUAUGCCAUGGAGCAUGGUGCCACACGGAACUUCCAGGCUGAGAAACUCUUGGAGGAAGAGGAGAAAAGAAUACAGCAGGAGAGAGAAGAUGAAGAAUUAAACAACCCUAUGAAGGUAUUAGAGAAUCGUACAAAAGAUUCAAAGAUGGAGAUGGAAGUUCUGGAGAACCUCCAGGAACUGAAGGAGCUGAACCAAAGGCAGGCUCUGGUGGACUUCGAGGGAAUGAUCGAUCGCUACCGAGAGCUGGAAAAGCGAGAGAGGGAAAGAGAAAAAGAAGAGGAUGAACGUGAGACAAAAGAGAUGUUGGAACGUGCUCUUGUGAAAAGACUGAGGGACUCUGACUCUGAAUCAGACGGAGAAGAGGAGAGCAGCAAGGGCCACUUAAAGCAGACUUGUGCAGAUAAACCAACAGAUAUCCUCACCGCUGAUAAAGCAGCAAAUCUGCAGGGAACUUCGUCUGGGGGAGUAAAGAGGCCAAAGGUGGAGAGCUGGGAGAAGAGUGUCGGGACUCUGGGAGGCCGAGGGGCCCUGAGCUCCCUGGUGGUGCGAAAGAAACCAACAGAAAUGGAUAAAAAACCCAACAGAGAGGAGGCAUCUACUGCGUCACAAUCAGAUUCAAUGGCAUCAACGGGCGACUCAGCAGAUCCUUCUAAAUGCAGCGUUUCUCAGAAUGGAUCAUCAUCUCUCAGCCUACUGGGGGCGUAUUCAGACAGCGACAGCAAUGACAGCGACUGAAAGGAAAAAAAGGGGGGAAAACAACACAUUGAGGUUGAUCUUUUUCUCAUCAGAAACUAAAUGACAGUUCUAGUAAUCAGUUUACAAGGAAUUACCUGGAAAAGUUAUAAUGUAAUCUGCCCUGGGCCUGAGAUGUAUAAGAAUUUUUCUGAUUCAAAACCAAAAUUCAUUUGUUAUUAUUUGACAUUUUAAACAAAGUGUGUGAACUAUUUCAUUAAAAUAUUUCAUUAAAACUCAAAAGGACUAUAAACUAUUCUAUUUUUUGUUUAUAAGCCAUGUUUUUCCUCUAACUAUAUCAGAUGAAUAUGUAAUUGUUCCUGUUGUUUCCGUGUUUUAAGUUUUUGGUUGAUGUAAGGUAAAAUGUGCCAAAUUCUAAAUUAAAUUUAUUAAAUCUG
Cyprinodon tularosa is the source of this 1558-nucleotide messenger RNA. RefSeq names its product YJU2 splicing factor homolog (gene yju2). Gene Ontology annotation, biological process: mRNA splicing, via spliceosome. Bases 138 to 1163 code for a protein of 341 amino acids. The transcript is spliced from 8 exons. The record is from RefSeq and is a predicted model, not a curated record. Gene Ontology annotation, cellular component: U2-type catalytic step 1 spliceosome. NCBI's taxonomy places the organism in Eukaryota, Metazoa, Chordata, Actinopteri, Cyprinodontiformes, Cyprinodontidae.